AGCUCCAGAUGGUGCUCAGGAGACCCCAGACCACCAGCACAGGUCCUUGAUAUCUCCUGUCAGCAAAGCCAGCUCACACAAACACUUUGCAAUGUCAAGCAACAUUUCUGAAUGCCACCUCUAUGAAGAAAUGGAACCUUUUACCUAUUUUUACUACUUGAUUUUUCUUACGGGAAUUAUUGGAAGCUGUUUCGCUCUGUGGGCGUUCACACAGAAGGACCAGAAACAGAAAUCUAUGAGCAUCUACUUAAUCAACCUCCUCACUGCAGACUUCUUGUUGACUUUGACAUUGCCAGUGAAGAUUAUUGUUGACCUGGGAAUUGCGUCCUGGAAUCUGAGAAUAUUCCACUGCCAAGUCACGGCCUGCUGCAUCUACCUGAACAUGUAUUUAUCCAUCAUAUUUCUGGGGUUCGUGAGCAUGGAUCGCUGCCUCCAGCUGAUGCACAGCUCUAAGAUCUACCGCAUCCAGGAGCCCGGGUUUGCCAAGACAUUGUGCGCAGUCGUGUGGGUCAUGGUUCUCCUCAUAACCGUACCCAACAUGGCCAUUCCCAUAAAACACAUCGAGGAGAGACCCGGCGUAGCGUGCAUCGAUUUCAAAACAAAGCUCGGGAGAGACUGGCACGUGUUCACCAAUUUCAUCUGCACGGCGAUAUUCCUGAAUUUCUCUGCGGUGAUCCUGAUCUCCAACGUCCUGGUGGCCAGGCAGCUGCGGCGGCACCGGCACGGCCAGGGCGGUGGCCUCGUGCGCCGGGCGCUGUCACACGUGCUGCUGGUGACGGCCACCUACCUGCUGUGCUUCGUGCCCUACCACGCCGUGCGCAUCCCCUACACGCUGAGCCAGGGCAGUGCCAGCGCCAGCUGCGCCCUCAGACGGGCUCUCUUCAAAGCCAAGGAGUCCACGCUGCUGUUUGCCAUCUCAAACCUUUGCUUUGACCCCGUUCUCUAUUACCACCUGUCCCCGUCUUUCCGCAUGAAGUUCACCGAGGCCUUUGCGGCCCCCGGGGAGGUGCAGGGGCUGGCAGCCGUGGAGGAGCAGCACAGCAGCGAGCAGCAGAGCUGCAGCCCUGCCUGCCAAACACGGGAGCAGAGCGUGCCCACCUGCAGCACCAACAGCUGCUGGGGGCCUGCACAGCUGGGCACUGCUGCCAGUGCUCCUGAGGAGCCCUGA
Cinclus cinclus is the source of this 1168-nucleotide messenger RNA. It is a transcript of the gene GPR171, whose product is annotated as G protein-coupled receptor 171. The record is from RefSeq and is a predicted model, not a curated record. Gene Ontology annotation, biological process: G protein-coupled receptor signaling pathway. Lineage: Eukaryota; Metazoa; Chordata; Aves; Passeriformes; Cinclidae. Gene Ontology annotation, molecular function: G protein-coupled purinergic nucleotide receptor activity. Gene Ontology annotation, cellular component: membrane. Bases 92 to 1168 code for a protein of 358 amino acids. The transcript is spliced from 2 exons.